AUGAAGAAUGAGAAGAAGAUGAGACCGUACAUGGCGAUUCUGGAAGAGUGUACAAGAACCAAACAAUCAAUUACUAGUUCAAUGUUGAUUUCUGGUUCGAUUCUUAUCUCCCCCAAUCUACGUCUCCGUCAAUCUCCGUCGCCGUUGUUGUCGCGGCCAUUUUCUCUCUCUUCCUGUAGUAAGCAGUUCUCUGUCCACCAGUCAUCUCCGAUCUCACGCUCGAUCAAAGUCACCGCGAGAAGCGCUAUGGAGACGAAGGAGGAGACAGUUUCCGGCGGUGUUCCCAACAACACGAUGAAGCUAUUGUUCGUUGAGAUGGGUGUAGGUUAUGAUCAGCACGGGCAAGACGUGACAUCUGCGGCGAUGAAGGCUUGUAAGAAUGCAAUUUCUUCUAAUUCGAUUCCUGCUUUUAGGAGAGGUUCGAUUCCUGGAGUUUCAUUUGGAGAAAUGAAGUUGCAGAUUAAGCUUGGAGUGCCUCGUUCUCUUCAUCAGCAACUUGAUCUUGAGAAGGUUAAGUCUAUCUUCCCAUAUGGGAAGAUUGUUAAUGUGGAAGUGGUGGAUGGAGGACUGAUUUGCUCGAGCGGCGUUCUAGUUGAAGAAAUGGGUGAUAAAAACGAAGAUUGCUACAUAGUGAAUGUGGCCGUCUACAUUGGCUACUAGUCUCUUCUUUCUUGUGUGUUUGACCCCGAGCCAAGUCGAGACGAGAACAUUGCAGUCACUUUGAGUUGUAUAUUUCCAUGUCAGAACCAAUUUGGCUUUGCUUGUAAACUAGGCUUUGCAUCAAGAUCUCAAUUUCAGUUAUGGUUUAUGAGAAAAUGUAACACACUCUUGACUUUUCAAUGAAUAAUCGCGUUUGAUGCGUUCA
Capsella rubella is the source of this 865-nucleotide messenger RNA. RefSeq lists its product as uncharacterized. The record is from RefSeq and is a predicted model, not a curated record. Lineage: Eukaryota; Viridiplantae; Streptophyta; Magnoliopsida; Brassicales; Brassicaceae. The coding region runs from base 1 to 660 and encodes 219 amino acids. The transcript is spliced from 5 exons.